This is a messenger RNA of Dictyostelium purpureum, 5181 nucleotides long. RefSeq lists its product as uncharacterized. Lineage: Eukaryota; Evosea; Eumycetozoa; Dictyosteliales; Dictyosteliaceae. The transcript has 2 exons. The record is from RefSeq and is a predicted model, not a curated record. Gene Ontology annotation, molecular function: DNA binding. Gene Ontology annotation, biological process: transcription initiation at RNA polymerase III promoter; 5S class rRNA transcription by RNA polymerase III. Bases 1 to 5181 code for a protein of 1726 amino acids. Gene Ontology annotation, cellular component: transcription factor TFIIIC complex.
AUGUUGGAUGAGAUACUUUCAGUUUCAAUUAAAGAAAUUGCGAGCAACUGUUCGUUAGGAUGCACACCAACAGAAUUAUGGGAAUAUAUAAAUGGUUUUGGGUUAUCAAACGGCAGAAAGUUAAUAUUAAAUGAUUAUAUGAAAGGUUAUAUCCAUAGACUAUUACUAAAUCAAACCAAUAUAUCACUAUUACCCAACCCAAACUUUAAAGCCAAUACACCUCAACAAGAUGAAAAAAAAGAGAUAGUAAAUAAUAAUAGCAAUAACAAUUAUAACAAUAAUAAUAAUAAUAACAAUGAUAACAGUAAUAAUAGGGAGGCACCAAUUCCAACACUACCACUACCACUUCAAAAAACAAGUCCUGCAGCAAGCGAUGAUGAAAAAGAGAAAAUUGAAGAAAAAAUGGUAUCAAUUAAAAAUGAAGAAGAAAAAGAAGAAAUUAUACAAACUCAACCAAGAUCAGAAGAUAAUAAAGUCAUUGUACAUAAAAACAAACCAGUUAGGACAAGUAUUUUUACAUGGAAAAGAGAAUCAACCUUAGCUAAAAGUGACAUUUCCACAAAUUUAAAUAAAGACUAUUGGCUAGAGCCAUCAGAUGCAUUUAUCUAUAUUGCAGAUAAAUACAAUCAAAUGGUUGCACUUGGUAUUACAGAAGAACAUAGAAUAACACCUUUUCAAUUUAAAUUACUGGAGCAGGUUUCAAAAUCAAGAAUACAAGGUGCUUUAGUUAGGGACUUAUCAAACUUAUUUAACAUUGACCCAAGAAAUAUUUUUACACCAAUCAAAGAUUUAAUUUUAAAGGGAAUUAUAAUAAAAGAAGAGGUAAUGAGUACACGCUUAAGCUCCCGUGUUUCAACUGGAAGAAUAUAUUUACAAAAAUAUAACCAAAGAAGUUUUAAUCCGGUCAAAGAAAAUUGGGUCCCAAAAUAUUGGCAAAAAGCUGCAUUUUGUUAUUUUUUAGAUAUUGAACCAGGUAAAGCUAUGCCCCAAGCAAAAUUAAUGGCUAAAGUUGGUUCUGCUGCCUCAACAUUCAAGAAAAUUAGAAGAAUUCUUUUUCAUAAUGGAUAUACUUCAGAAUCUGAAGAAAAAGGUAAAGAAACCAUUAUUAAACUAGAGAAGCCACUUGAUGAAACAUUUUGGAAUUUUAUAAAAAGUGAUCCAGAUGAAGGCGCUAAUAAUGAUGAAGAUAAUGAAAAUGAAGAAGAUAAUGACGAUGACAAAAAAUCUAAAACCACAACACCAACAUCUGACCAAAAUGAGAAUGAAGAAGAUGACAUGUCCGGUCAAUCUUCGAAUUUAGUUAUGGAGCUACCAAUCGACCAACAAAUUUUUAAUUUUAUUAAGGAGUCUGGUAAAAAUGGUAUCACACAAAAAGAAAUUUUCAGCAAAUCCGGUAAUAUUUCUUCUAAGAAUAUUUCGACAAUUAUAAGAAAACUUAUUAUAUCGUUCAAUGUAAAGAUUCUUCCUGUUUCUGUUGGUAAACAAUUUCAAUAUAGAAUUUAUGCAGAUCCCAAAGACCACAUUCAUCAAACUUCUGUUGAAGAUUCAAAUGCCAUAAUACCAUAUAUCCAAGAGUAUGGGAACUCAUUAGUCUUAGCCCAACCAGAAUUAGAGAAUGACAAAAGAAAGAUACCUAGAACUUUAAUGUAUCUCAAGCGUAAGAAAGAAGUGCAUAAAUUUAUCCAAGACUCUGUUGGUGUUCUAUCAUUCCAAAUUAUUCUUCAUAUGCGUCAAAUCAACGAUACAAAAUUCGAACAAAAAACAUUAUCUCGAGUUUUAGAAGAUUUACUCAAAGAAAACAAAGUUUCCAUAACAACAAUUCAUACCCAGUACUAUUGUGGCGCCAAUAAAAAUUUAACUUUUUUAUAUGAUUCCAUUUUUAAAAUUACAGACCCAGAAGUUCAAGAAAUAAUUGAAUCAAUUAAAUCAAUUCAAACUGAACCUGAAAAUGGCCUAACACCUCGUUCAAAAGUUUUAGAUGAAGAAGAUGAAGAAGAUUUUAAAAACUCUGAUACCAACCUACAUCCGAUAGUCAAACCAAGUAGAAAACAAUAUAAUCCAAUUUCAUUAAAGUAUGGUUUUGUCAAAGGUAGCAUCGUUAGAGCCAAAUUACUCCAUAUAUUUUUAUGGAACUUUUCAAAUAGAAAUAAAACCCAACAUUCACAAUCACCUCAAACUUCUGAGGACCAAAAUAAUGCUACCGAAAGACAACUAACAAUACAAAAACCAAAAGAAUUGGCUGAAAAAACCAAAAUCAUUUUAAAUUAUUUUAUUAAAACAUUACCAAUUUCCGAUUACUUAAAGAUCAUCUCACAGGCAACACCAAUUAAAAAUCUUUCACACUACAUCAAACAAGAGACACCAAUUAUUAACUUACCAAUCGAAAUUAAGAACCAACUUUUCCAAAGAAGAACCUUUAUAAAUAGAAUAGGAAAACUUAUGGCCAUUUUAAGACAAUUGGAUUUAAUGGAAAUCUCACAUAACCCCAACAAAGUAGCAGACUAUAGCUUUUUAAGAUACGCAGGACUAAAGAAUGAGUUGAGCGAAGUAAAACUAUAUGAUUUCGAAUCACUAGAAAGUGUACAUAACUACUGGACCGACCUUCAAUUUCUUUCACUACUACCACGUGAACCACAUAAUAAAGAACCACCUGCUGACUUUAUUUUAGACCGUAUGAAAUUUUUAAAGAACAUUGUGCUUUGGGGUGUACCAAGAAUACCACUAACUCAAGAUAUCAAAGUUAAACUUGUGUCUCGUUUUAGAUAUUUAGAGGAGAAAGAAGAAAAAAUCCUCGAAAGAGAUGAACUAAGACAAAUUGCAACUCAUUACCAUGUAAGCUAUACAAAACUAUGUUUAUUCUAUAAAAGAUAUUUAAAAAAGAGAGAUGAACCCGAAGGCAUCUCAUCUGUAACAAAAACUAGAUCAAGAAAACCCAAAGAUGUCGUUGCAGCCAUCGAAGAAGAAGAGGAAAAUGAUGACGAUGAUGAUGAUGACUAUGGUAUUGAUGAUGAUAACUUUGGUAAUGAAGGUGCAUAUAGUGACGUCUUUAAACAAAAACGUGUUAAAAUUUCAACCAAUAGGGUUAAUCGUCAAUCAUCAGUCAACAAGAUUGCAUAUGAAAAGAGACAAGAAUUUAAAACCAUCAUUGCACCAUAUAGACGUUUCAAAUGGACUGCUCUUGAAGACUCUCAACUCUUAAAAAAGUAUACCGAGGUAUUUAGAGACUUUUUCAAUAAUAUACCAGAGGGUGUAAAAAACAAUGCAAACAAUGAAUACUAUAUUACUCCAUCGGGUAUACCAUCCAUGUUGAAUCCACUUUGGGAUAAAUUAGGUGAAGAAAUUCAAAAGAUUGGUCAACUUUGCUAUAGAAGAAUGCGUUUAUUGGUAAAGAAAUAUCCAAGUUACAAAAAUUUUCACAAGAGCAACUCUACCCCCGAUUUACCACUUAGCAUUAAAGAAUUCAACGCACUAUUCACCAUUCAAUAUAAUAAGAGUGAAAAUUUAGAACUAUUCGAAUUCUCCAGAUUCAAUAAAACUGAUGAAGCCAUAAUGAGAGAUAAGCUCAUCUUUUUAAUUAGCAUUCCAGAGCAAGAGUACAGCUUCAACUAUGGUGUAAAAAUCCUUGGUUCAAAUAAAAUUCUUAGUCGUCAAGUUUUAGAUUCACUUUAUAAUGAUAGAAUUUUAAAAUCAUUAAAAUCAAGAAAUGCAAAUCGUUCAAUUACCUUUUGUGUACAAAAGAUUUAUUUCAAAAACAACUGCUUAAAUGAUGACUUCUUCCAAGAGAAUAGAACAUUUAUGACAAAUAUUAAAGAAAUCCCAUUAUAUAAAUUAGAUGAUAAUGAACUUUUUCAAUACGAUCCAUUAACAAGUGGUGGUUCAGUUUCAUCAAUGCUUAACCUACUAAGCAACAACAAAGUGUUACCAAUUGUUGGUGUCAAAGAUUCAUUCGAAAAAGAAAAACCUCCAAAAUCAAGAGAUUUCAGUGGUGGCAGAAGAUUAGAUUUAAUGUUAAAUAAAAUUAAUGUAGCCUAUUUAAUUAGGGAAUAUAUCAACUACUCCUAUAUUGAAAAUGAAAGAAAAAGAGCAAUUAACCCAGAUGUAAUUUUACCAAAUGAUCCAUUAGAAUCAGAAAAAAAGAAAUUUAAUAAAAUUUUUGAAAUUGGAGAUGAUGAUCAAGAAAUGAAAGAACAAGAAAAAGAAAAGGAACAAAAAGAUCAAAGAUCAUCAAAGAGAUUAAAAGCAUCAAAUGAUAAUAAUAAAUCCAAAAAUUAUCAGUCUGUUAUUGACAAAUAUAAUAAUAGGUUUUUAAUUGAAGACUUUAAAAUUUUAUUUAUCGAUAAAUUAGUUAAAAUGGAUGCAGUCGGUACUGAAAAAACAAAUGAUUAUAUCGCAAACUUUGUAUUGGCUACCCAAGAAGUAUUUAGAAUUAUUCAUUCCAAUAAAACCAAAGGUGUAAAAAGAAUUAAUAUUAUCAAUCACUUUUUAAACAAUAUUAACAAUUCAAACGAAAUUAUUCAGCAUCUAAUAAUCGAAGAACCUGCACCAGAAAUCGAAUUUACUCAAUACCUUUAUGAGAAACUACCAUCAUUUAUUUUAGAAUUAAAAUCAAUUGGUCUCAUCGAUACACUAUUUACAUUCUCUGAAAAAAAAUAUGUUUCUAAACAAUUUUUCAUAGACUCACUACUACCAAUAGACUACACUUUACAAUUAGAGUACCAACAAAAGCUAAAACACGAACAAAAGUAUGGUGUUCCAGAGGGUAAAGAACCAUUACCACAGAAAUUCGAACCUCCAUUAAAUUAUCGUGAUAAAAGACUAAUCAAACCUUGGCUCGAACCAAAUGGCUCAAUCAACAGAAAUAACUUUAACAAGAUGUUCACAGAACUCAUUACCAAUGUAUAUCAUUACCCUGGCUCCACUUUAGAAACAAUCUCCCAUCGUUUACAAAAAUACUCUCCAUCACUCUUAAAAGAAGCAGCUAUGAUCCUUCAACAAUUAGACUACCUUACAAUUAUGGAAUACGACUAUAAACCACCAACUCUUUUUACACCAUCCGAAUUUAUUACUAAACCAUUUAAUCCACUUAAUGAUGGCUGCACACAAUUAAUUUUUAAUUCAACCACAAAAUUUUUUAAUCUUCAAUCAGAUUUUUCAGUUUAUCUUUUAACUGAAGACUUUUAA